This is a messenger RNA of Blepharisma stoltei, 2372 nucleotides long. Lineage: Eukaryota; Ciliophora; Heterotrichea; Heterotrichida; Blepharismidae. The record is from the annotation of a GenBank genome assembly.
AUGAGCCUGCAAGGCAAUGGAUACCCAGUUUCAAUAUGACCUUCUUAUGGAGAAAAUCUACCUUAUUCAACCACAUUUAAGGAUCACACAAUCUUGACCUUUAAGACACCUUCAGAUGAAAUAAAAGAAGUUCCUAUUUCCGAAGGUAUGUUUUAGAUAGGAAAAUGAAUAUUUUUGGUAUUUUAUUUUGUUAAAAUUCAAACCCUUUGGACUUGGACAGUUAUUUCUCCAGAGUUCUCCGCUUUUAGUUUAACUGAUACCUAUUUAUCUAUAUUAUCGAGCUGCAAGAGCAGCCAUGCGACCCAUUCGAGUCUUAUUUAAGUCAAUCUGUUAUCUUAAUCUGCUUCAGUUUCACAACAUUGAGCCGUCCUUGUUCGUGAUGCAUUGCUCUGCACUUUCACCUGCAUUUGAUACUUCAACCCUGUCUAUCUCUUGUACCACUUCAGAUUUGUAUCCUCAAUUUUAUGUAAGAUUUCAGCCUCUGGGCAAUGCGUCUCGCUUAUCCCCUGCAAAUCUGCAUUAAUCGCCUUGAGGAAUCUCACUAUCUGAUCCCUUUUUUUGCCUAAUCCCAUGUGCGUUGAUGUGGGCAGCCGUCAAGACCUUGCUUUCCUUUCUUUUCAUUCAUCUCAUCGGCUGAAAGCUAAGUCCAGCCUCUUUAGGUGCUCGCCAGUGCAUGUAGAGUUGUUUGCUUUUAUCCUCCUCUAUAUUCAUUCUUCUACCUAAUAUCUCGUCUGCUACUAGUUUAUGCUGCUUCUUCUCUUCCUCCUUUGCUUUCCCUUCUCAGACAAUCCGCCUUUAUUCUAUCUUGCCUCUUUUCUCUAUCCUCUGGUGUCCAACAUCGUUGUGCCCUAUUUGCUUGCAUAACUAGCAUAAUAAAGGACCUCGCAUGGUCUAAGUAGAUCCUCUUGCCAUUGAUUGGUUAAUUUACGUCCUCCAUUCUCGCAAAUUCCCCAUAAAUCUUGUGCCUCGAGUCCUGAUUAAAGUGGACUGUGUAAAGAGCUUCACCUUCUCUCUAAUUAUGUUAUCCGCUAUGACCUCUACCACCUUGCAAUGACUGCUCAGAAAGUCAAUUGCCUCUUCUAUUGCUACUUCUAUUGGUAAUAUCACUAGCACUUGGCAUUUUUGAUAGUUCAGCUCUCCGUUUAUACCCAUGGGUCCCACAGGCACUUGCAAUUUCUGACUGUCUCUUUCUAUGGCUACUUUGCCUUGGUCCUAUAUGUUCUCCUAAUUUUGUCAUUGAUGAAAAUCACUAUUGUGUAUCCUGAUGACAGCUUCUACUACAUCGUAGAAUAUCCCUGGAUUUGCUAUCGUCUCAAGAACUAGCAUCAGAGCCAGUAUAGCUUAUUUUUCUCCUCCCGAUCUCGCUUGAUUCCAUAUUUAGACAAGUAAUCUUCAUCGAAUUUUUUAGCAGCUACACUUCCUGAGAUUCUGGUAAGGUUUAUGUUAGGGCAGCAAAUCCAAAAAAUGUCCCUCUAGCGCUUAAUUUCCAAAUGCUGUACUUCUGCAUCUUAGGCAGCCAUAAGUACGACAGUCUUCUUCUUUAGCAGCUUCAUUUAAAGAAAAUUAGUUUAACUGAUACCACCGGCCCAGGGGAUGAAAUUAUAAUUGGAAAUUAUAUAGAUGCAGACUAUUAUGAGAUUCAAUUCUUCAAAAAAGCUACUAUAAAUUCUUCUAUUGUCACUUUAUAUGACAUCUCUGAUGCUACUUAUGAUGCUACAACUUCGACUUGUCCAGCUUCUUGCAAUACUUAUUGUCACUCCGAUGUGGGAUGCUUGAGCUCAACAGCUUGCCCAUGCCCGGCACUUUGCACAUGCUCUGCAAAUGAUGGAAUGUGCUCAUCUUGCAACAAUCCAAAUGGUGACCUUGCAAAUAAGUGUCAAUGCAAAACUAAUUAUGCUCUCGAAGGACUUACUUGUGUCUUAAGUAAUUUUUAUGCAGAUUCUCCUCUCAAUUGUGCAUUAUGAACACCAGAAAAGGUAUGCACUCAAUGCAAUCCAAACUUUUUUCUCUAUAAUAGCGGCUGCAUAGGUAACUUUUAUUUAGCUUGUGACUCAUGUACUUCUUGCAAUGCUAGUCCUAUUUGCUUUACAUGUGCUGAUGUAAUUUCUCAAUCUGGAAACUCUUGCAGAGUAGACUCAGUUGGGUACAAGUUUAGCUUUGUCUCUCCAAACAUUAUUGUUGACUUCACCUAUCCUUUGGCAAAGACUCUAAAAAUCAGCAAUUUAAAAGCAACAACUACGGAUAACCAGGCUAUCUCGACCACUACUUGGCAAAUCCACUCACAAACGGCAAGCCAGCUACAGAUUAGAACUGAUCUUAUUCUAAGCCAGCUCCCAAUCAAACUUGACUUCAGCUUUGAGCAGGACCCUUAG